UAUGGGAAUUUCUACGCUUCAAAGUCAUUUUUUGACCCUGUUAAGGACAGGAGGAUUCUAUGGGGUUGGGCCAAUGAGUCGGAUACCCCUCAAGAUGAUGUCAGUAAAGGAUGGGCUGGCAUUCAGACAAUUCCAAGGAAGGUGUGGCUUGAUCCUAGUAGGAAGCAAUUGCUGCAAUGGCCUGUUGAAGAAAUAGAGACUCUUAGGUCCCAGAAUGUUCGAUUAAGAGAGCAAAAGCUCAAAUUGGGAGAUCGUAUUGAAGUCGAAGAAAUAACUGCUGCCCAGGCUGAUGUUGAUGUUACCUUCUCCAUACCUAACUUGGACAAAGCUGAGCCAUUUGAUCCUAGCUGGACCAAUGCGCAGGAGCUCUGUAGUCUAAAGGGCUCAAGUGUUCAAGGUGGCGUUGGACCAUUUGGGCUACUAACAUUAGCUUCACAAAAGCUAGAAGAGUAUACCCCAGUUUUUUUCAGGGUAUUUAAAGCCCAAUACAAGCAUGUUGUUCUCUUGUGCUCUGAGGCUAGGAGUUCUUCCUUGAGGAACAUUGGGCUAUACAAACCCUCAUUUGCUGGAUUUGUGGAUGUGGAUUUAUCUGAGAAGAAGCAGCUUUCUCUUAGGAGUUUGAUUGAUCACUCUGUUGUGGAGAGUUUUGGGGCUGGUGGAAAAACUUGCAUCACAUCAAGAGUUUAUCCAACGCUAGCAGUCUUUGGCGAUGCUCACUUGUUUGCAUUCAACAAUGGGACUGAGACAAUCAUUGUAGAUCUUAAUGCUUGGAGCAUAAGAAAGCCUAAUAAGAUGAACAACUGAAGGGACAAGGAAUGCUAGGAGGUGGGAGUUAAAGAUAAAAAUCACGAAGUUUUUUAUGAGAUAUCUGUCCUUUCUAACAAUCAUCAAAGAAUGUAUGAGUUUUCUACACUUAGUUAAAGAUUGCAUGAGUUUUCUACAA
Theobroma cacao (cacao) is the source of this 943-nucleotide messenger RNA. Lineage: Eukaryota; Viridiplantae; Streptophyta; Magnoliopsida; Malvales; Malvaceae. The record is from RefSeq and is a predicted model, not a curated record.